CGGAAACGGAGAGUGGGGUCGGUCGCGGUCUUCGUCCCCUCAGCCGUGGCCGGCAUGGCGGAGGCGGCGCGGCUGAGCGCGGAGAUCAGCCAGCGGGAGCGGGAGCUGCGCGGCCUGCGGGACCGGCUGGCCGACGUCCUGGCGGGGGGCGCCGCGCCCACGGAGGAGGAUGCCUCCGCCUUUCCUGGCGAGCUCCCCCCGCUGCCCGCCCAGGCCUCUCUGAGCCCCGCCGACAUCCUGCGGUACAGCCGGCAGCUGGUGCUGCCUGAGCUGGGUGUGCGGGGACAGCUGCUCCUGGCCCGCGCCUCCGUGCUCGUGGUGGGCUGCGGCGGCCUCGGCUGCCCCCUGGCCCAGUACCUGGCCGCGGCUGGCGUCGGCCGCUUGGGUCUGGUGGAUCACGACGUGGUGGAGACGAGCAACCUGCACCGGCAGGUGCUGCAUGGGGAGGCCCGCCGGGGGCUGCCCAAAGCCACGUCUGCCGCGGCAGCCCUGCGGCUGCUGAACUCCACGGUGCAGUACGUGCCGUAUUGCGGCGCUCUGAGCCCUCGCACCGCGCUGGAGCUGGUCCGGCAGUACGACGUCGUCGCCGACUGCUCCGACAACGUCCCCACCAGGUACUUGGUGAAUGACGCCUGUGUUCUGGCUGGGAAGCCCCUGGUGUCCGGCAGUGCCCUUCGGCUGGAGGGGCAGCUGGUCGUGUACAACUACCAGGGAGGGCCCUGCUACAGGUGUCUCUUCCCCAAGCCCCCUCCACCAGAGACAGUGACCAACUGUGCAGAUGGGGGAGUGCUGGGUGUCGUUCCAGGCAUCCUGGGGUGCAUGCAGGCCUUGGAAGUGCUGAAGAUCAUCUCGGGAAUGGGUUCUUCUUUCAAUCAGUUCAUGCUGAUGUUUGAUGCCCGGGAGGGGAGAUUUCGCAACAUCAAGUUAAGACCAAAGAAACCAGACUGUGCUGUUUGUGGUGACAAUCCAUCUGUCACCUGUCUCCAGGAUUAUGAGGCGUUUUGUGGUUCUUCUGCAACAGACAAGUGUAGGACUUUACAUCUGCUGUCCAGUGAAGACAGGAUAUCUGUAGAGCAAUACAAGAAACUGUUAGAUGAGCAAGUUCCUCAUGUAUUGCUAGAUGUUCGUCCACAGGUAGAAGUGGAUAUCUGCUGCCUGGCACAUGCUGUUCACAUUCCUUUGAGUAAAUUAGAAGAAAAAGAUGAAGAGUAUCUGGAACAUUUAGAGAAAAGAAUUUGUGAAGAAAAGCAGAGAACUAAUGGCCAGACAUCGUUUCCUGUAUAUGUUAUUUGCAAAUUAGGAAACGAUUCCCAGAAGGCUGUAAGAAUUCUGCAGGAGUUAACUGUCAAAAAAUUUGCUUCUGUGUUAGCCAAGGAUAUUAAAGGGGGGCUCAUGGCUUGGGCCAGUAAAAUUGACCCAACAUUUCCUCAGUAUUAGACAUUUAAAUGGUGAAAAACAAUACAAAUAAUCUCUGUGUCAUGACUGUAUCAUGUGGAUAAAAUAGCAGAUAGAAAUACUGUGUUGCUUUUUAAAUGGUAUUUUAAAAAAAUUCAUGUAUUUUUGUAGAUGUCUGAUUAUUUUUAUAAAAAUGUGAAACUGUCCAUGGAAAUGUAAAGAAACGUGCUGCUUUGCUAUUAUUCAAUAGUGAAAACUAACUGUUUAACUGUGCAUGCGAGGAUUGAGAACAAAUCCUGAUUAGGAGUUACAGCCUGGAGAAUGAGAAAGCGCAGGAGUCAAGUGUUGAAAAUUUUUACUCAUUCUCUUAACUGCCAAACAAAUAGAAACACUGCGUGUAGUGAUUAAAACCAAGUAUCUGAUUCAUCUCUAGGUGGUCAGUAGCACUAUUAAGCCCAUCAUGGGGAAUUGCCAAGACGAUGCUGAGCAGACUGUUUUGGUCACCAUCUUUUGGUUCUCUGUAGGACUGUUGUGUAUUUAUGAAAGAGAAGUGUUCCCUGCAAAUAACAGCACCUACAGCAAGGGUGUUCUGUUAACUACUUCCACAGCCACUUAGCCUCAUUUGUUGGCUGGCAAAAAAAGCGCAUUCUCUGACUUGUGUAGAGAAACUGAGGUUAAAUAUUAAUAAGACAUCAAGUUUGAGCCCAGAGAGUUUGUAAAACAUACAGAAAAUGCUUUUGGGAGAGCUCAGAAGAUUUCAUAAUGUGAGUUGAAGGGGUGAGAGAGAAAAAAAUAGAUACGUGGCUUCCCUUCUCCAGGUACAAAGACAUACUUCAUAAAUGUGCUCCCUGUUUGUUGAGGUAGGUGCAUAUCCCAAUGGCACUGGAGUAUUUUGUUAGGUGGCAUUAAGAGCUAUGCACAUCUAAAAUGUUCUUGUAGAUGCACUGAAUGAAAAGAAGGAGAAAUAAAUAGCUUCUCAACAGAGAGCUGCCUGAGUCCUCAUCACUUAAGCAUAGUAAUUAACUUCUUAUAUUAACUAAGGGAUGGAUUUCCUUUACUUCCUGAGGAGGAAAAAACCACCUGUCAUGGCUAAUCUUCACACUACACAAGGGCAAAAAAAGAAUAGUUCCAUUAGAAUCAGUAGUCAAAAAGAUAUUUUAGUAAAAUAAAUCUGAGAACAUCCACACUGCCUACUGUAUUAUAGCAUGCCAGGGGUUCUGGCGAUAAGAAUCUUCAUCUCUUGGGAAGGAAACAAUUAUGUGCAUUUAUAAAUAGUCAUAUUUCUUGCAAUUUAGGAGACAAUAAACACAUUGAAGGCUGUGACUUAAAGUAAGCAUCGGUGGUGUGUAGUGAGAGAGUCAUCGGUUGAGGACUUCAAAGAGAUUGUGGAUGCCCAGUUCAGUCCGAACUAUCUGGCUUCUUGUGGGUUCAGCUUUUGGGAAUUAGAAACCAGAGGGGCUUGCUUGAAACGCCUGAUCUAUGUUUUCAUCUAUCUAUCUUUCUUUACUGUCAUGUCACGAAGAAACUGAAACAGAGAAGUAGCAAUAAUUCUCUAAUACCCCACGUCCCGGUGCUGAACAGUGCAUGGUGUGUCACACACCCACCUGACCCAAACCAGUGAUUCCUUUCUUGUCAUUCAAAGCAAAAUGAACCUAUGGACGUAGGGAAAAGGGAGACGCUUUUUAGUUGUAAAUGGGUGCUACUUCCAGUGGAUAGAAAUCAUGUGUAAUGUCUUGUUACAACAUUUUAGCAGCAGAUUCUGUGCUGCGAAAGAACAGGGAGGUAGCAUGAAAGCCUGCAGUGGUCAGAGGACUUUUCGUAGCGAAUUUAUCAUCGCAUUUCUUGUAGCACAUUUUCAAGCAUGAAACUGGUCUGUGAAUCUGUGCUGAAUAGUAAAUAACAAGGAUCUGGAGAACUCAGUGGAAAAGCAGUAAUAAAGAUGAAUGAUAAUGCACCAAAACCAUAAGUAUGAUACCAGAACUCGCAAAAAACAUAAAUGCAUCAAGUCAGGCUGAUGAGAGAGAAACUUUCAAGGAUCUCUUCUAUUUCAACGGGUUUUUGGGAAAACCGUGCUUGCCAGACUGCAGGGACUAAGGUUCAAAGUUCUUACAGGAGUGCAGCAUCUGUAAUGCUUCUGCUAUUUUUGCAUAGAGUUCUGUGCAAAACUAAUUGGGCCAUCCAAUAUAGAAAUGCUUAUUCUGGAAAGAACUCAAGGGAGUAUGCAAAAUGUAGGUUUCUUGGGGGGAAGAAAAUAAAGGUGUUCUCUUCUUUGACUUAGGAUAGCAAUUAAAUUCGCAGCAAACAUGAAAACAUCUGCCAUGCAUCUGAGGCAAAGAUGGGGUCUGUAGUGCUUGUCAGAAUUUCAUUCUUUACACGCUGGGGCUUUUAUUAAGUUUUAUUUCUUUUUUUCCCCUUGGCUGGCUGAAGUGAUACACAUGUCUUCCUGUAAAUACAGUCCUCAUGCAGUGAUGGACUCUGGAGAUACGCUGAAAAACCAAGGACCAUAGGAUCAUAUCUAGGCCAAAACUAUUCUUACUAUUGGAAACAUCUUUUGUUUUGAUGUGCUUUAGUUCUUGAACCCUAUAAAGCAUGUGGUGGUUUCUCUCUUCACCAGGAAGUGUAAUAGCAGAACUCUGUUUAGAAAUUCCAAGAGACGCAAUAAAACUUAUUUUGUACUGCUGCCAAAGUACUGGCUGAGUAUUUGGUACAUGUUGCCGCUGUGAAUGAAGGCAAGCUGCUCUCUUCAAGGAGCUUAUAGUGUCGUUGGUCAAAGAUGUGUUAUCAGAGAGGAUAAGGUCAGUCAGCAGAGUGUGUUUUUCUCUUUGUCCUUCACUCUUGAUGUCAUGAGGUUGCUUUUUGCUUGUUUGGUUAUAUUCUCUUUUAAAUGGCUUACCAGAAUUUAGCAAAGGAACUAAACAGGGAAGAGCUUCCUGUUACAGGUUUGGGUGUAAUAGAAAGUGGCUGCAGCAUUGAUUCUCAAUUGCUGCAUUUUAGUGCCUCAGACAUGUAGGUCUAUGGAAUAACUUCAUGGUUCAGGCACAGAGCUAAAUAUCUAAACUUGUUUUGUCUUUGGACAUGGUUAUUAUUUUAAGACAAGGCAAAUCAAACUGGUCUGGCUUUUGUGCAAGCCUGAAAGGUGUCUGCGUGCAAGGUACGAAUGUGCCUUGUUAGGCUAAAAUCUUCCUUAUUUUGGUGGCAGGAGUCUCUCAGCUCAAAAAUCUAAUAAAUUCAGCACUGACCUACUAUGAAAGUGUGUGAUUUAAAAAAUCUCCCUUUACAAUUAUUGGAACUAUUUGUAGACAAAUAUAUAAGGAAUGUAUCCAAAACUAGUUCUUAAUGCUCAGAACGUAAUCAGAAUGUAUUUUAGUGAUGUGAGCAUCUUUAUUAUUAUCCCGUUUGUAAACAUAAGUUCUAAUAAAAUUAACUGUUCAAAA
Strigops habroptila (Kakapo) is the source of this 4829-nucleotide messenger RNA. RefSeq names its product molybdenum cofactor synthesis 3 (gene MOCS3). Lineage: Eukaryota; Metazoa; Chordata; Aves; Psittaciformes; Psittacidae. Gene Ontology annotation, biological process: tRNA wobble position uridine thiolation; protein urmylation. Gene Ontology annotation, cellular component: cytosol; cytoplasm. The record is from RefSeq and is a predicted model, not a curated record. Gene Ontology annotation, molecular function: thiosulfate-cyanide sulfurtransferase activity; adenylyltransferase activity; URM1 activating enzyme activity. The coding region runs from base 55 to 1437 and encodes 460 amino acids. The transcript has a single exon.